ACAGAAUGUGCUACUGUAACCUGCAUUUUAACAGCCACUGAUGCCAUUUCCCCUUUUGUUUCUCAUUCCAGCGAUCUACAACUACAAUGCCUCUCAAGAGGUGGAGCUGUCCCUGCAGAUCGGAGACUCGGUUCACAUCCUGGAGAUGUAUGAGGGUUGGUACCGAGGAUAUACCCUCCAAAAUAAAGCUAAAAAGGGUAUUUUCCCUGAGACGUAUAUCCAUUUGAAAGAGGCAACUGUGGAAGAUCGAGGGCAGAACGAGACCGUGAUUCCCGGGGAGCUCCCGCUGGUGCAGGAGCUCACGGCCACGCUGCGAGAAUGGGCUGUCAUCUGGCGGAAGCUCUACGUGAACAACAAGGUCAGUCUCUUCCGCCGGCUGCAGCAGAUGACAUACAGCCUGAUCGAGUGGCGGUCCCAAAUCCUGUCUGGAACACUCCCCAAGGACGAGCUGGCAGAGCUCAAGAAGAAGGUCACAGCCAAAAUCGAUCAUGGGAACAGAAUGCUUGGGUUAGAUCUGGUCGUGCGAGAUGACAACGGAAACAUCUUGGACCCAGAUGAAACCAGCACGAUUGCCCUCUUCAAGGUGCAUGAAAUGGCCUCAAAAAGGAUUGAGGAAAGGAUUCAAGAAGAAAAGUCACUCCUGCAGAACCUGGACUUGCGGGGCCAGUCCAACUUCAAUACCUUCCACACCUAUGGCCUCUAUGUUAACUUCAAGAACUUUGUGUGCAACAUCGGGGAAGAUGCAGAGUUGUUCAUGGCCCUCUAUGACCCUGACCAGUCCACGUUCAUCAGUGAGAACUACCUAAUUCGUUGGGGCAGUAACGGGAUGCCCAAGGAAAUCGAGAAGCUUAAUAACCUUCAGGCGGUUUUCACUGACCUCAGCAGCACCGACCUCAUCCGGCCCCGCAUCAGCCUCGUGUGCCAGAUCGUCCGGGUGGGCCGCAUGGAGCUGAAGGAGGCCAAAAAGCACACCUGUGGACUGCGGAGACCCUUUGGGGUAGCAGUGAUGGAUAUCACCGACAUCAUACGUGGGAAGGUGGAUGAUGAAGAAAAGCAGCAUUUUAUUCCCUUCCAGCAAAUCGCCAUGGAAACCUAUAUCCGGCAGAGGCAGCUAAUCAUGUCGCCCCUGAUAACAUCCCAGGUGAUCGGGGAAAAUGAGCCACUCACUUCAGUCCUGAAUAAAGUGAUAGCAGCGAAGGAAGUGAACCACAAAGGACAAGGACUUUGGGUGUCCUUGAAGCUAUUGCCAGGUGACCUCCCGCAAGUUCAGAAGAAUUUUUCACACUUGGUGGAUAGAUCAACAGCAAUCGCCCGGAAAAUGGGCUUUCCUGAAAUAAUUCUUCCAGGAGAUGUUCGGAAUGAUAUUUAUGUCACCCUGAUCCAUGGGGAGUUUGACAAAGGGAAAAAGAAGACGCCAAAGAACGUGGAGGUGACCAUGUCUGUGUGUGACGAGGAGGGCAAUACCUUGGAGAAAGCACUUCAUCCCGGCGCUGGAUACGAAGGCAUUUCGGAGUACAAAUCAGUGGUCUAUUACCAAGUCAAACAGCCCUGUUGGUAUGAGACUGUCAAGGUAUCCAUUGCUAUCGAAGAGGUUACUCGCUGCCAUAUACGGUUCACCUUCCGACACCGAUCAUCGCAGGAAUCCAGAGAUCGAUCGGAGCGAGCAUUUGGGGUGGCCUUCGUGAAGCUGAUGAAGGCGGACGGCACCACCCUGCAGGACGGGAGGCACGAUCUGGUGGUUUAUAAGGGAGACAACAAGAAAAUGGAAGACGCUAAGUUCUACCUGACCCUGCCUGGGACCAAGGCAGAGAUGGAAGAAAAAGAGCUGCAAGCAUCCAAAACCCAGGCCAGCUUUGCCGCCACCAAGGAGAGCACCAAAGACAGUUUCCAGAUCGCCACCCUCAUCUGCUCCACGAAGCUCACGCAGAACGUUGACCUGUUAGGCUUGUUGAAUUGGCGUUCGAACUUCCAGAAUAUUAAACACAACCUAAAGAAGUUAAUGGAGGUGGAUGGAGGAGAGAUUGUUAAGUUUUUGCAGGAUACACUCGAUGCACUUUUUAAUAUAAUGAUGGAAAUGUCAGACAAUGAAACAUAUGACUUUCUUGUGUUUGAUGCACUGGUGUUCAUUAUUUCACUGAUCGGAGACAUCAAGUUUCAGCAUUUUAACCCCGUCCUGGAAACCUACAUUUACAAGCACUUCAGUGCCACCUUGGCCUACGUGAAACUCUCCAAGGUACUGAACUUCUACGUGGCUAAUGCAGACGACUCCAGCAAGACAGAGUUGCUUUUUGCUGCUUUGAAAGCCUUAAAGUACUUGUUUAGAUUCAUCAUCCAAUCUAGAGUGCUCUACUUGAGAUUUUAUGGCCAAAGUGAAGAUGGAGAUGAAUUUAAUAACUCAAUCCGCCAGUUAUUUCUCGCUUUCAAUACACUAAUGGACAGGCCUCUGGAGGAAGCUGUGAAGAUCAAGGGCGCAGCUCUGAAGUACCUUCCUAGCAUAAUUAACGACGUCAAACUGGUGUUCGAUCCUGUUGAGCUCAGCUUGCUCUUCUGCAAGUUCAUUCAGAGCAUCCCUGACAACCAGUUAGUUCGCCAGAAGCUGAACUGCAUGAGCAAGAUCGUAGAGAGUAAUCUUUUUCGGCAGUCGGAGUGCAGAGACGUGCUCCUGCCGCUGCUCACAGACCAGCUCAGCGGCCAGUUAGACGACAACUCCAGCAAGCCUGACCAUGAGGCCAGCUCGCAGCUUCUGAGCAGCAUCCUGGAAGUGCUGGACAGGAAAGAUGUGGGCCCCACGGCCAUGCACAUACAGCUGAUCAUGGAGCGGCUGCUGAGGAGGAUCAAUCGGACCGUGAUCGCGAUGAACCGGCAGUCUCCACACGUGGGGAGUUUUGUUGCGUGCAUGAUUGCCAUCCUGCGGCAGAUGGAUGACAGCCACUACACCCACUAUAUCAACAUUUUCAAAACCAACCAAGACAUCAGUGACUUCCUCAUGGAAACUUUUAUCAUGUUUAAGGAUCUGAUUGGAAAGAAUGUUUAUGCCAAAGACUGGAUGGUCAUGAAUAUGACUCAGAGCAGGGUUUUCCUCCGCGCCAUAAACCAGUUUGCUGAGGUUCUCACAAGGCGUUUCAUGGAUCAGGCAGGCUUUGAACUUCAGCUCUGGAACAAUUACUUCCAUUUGGCAGUGGCGUUUCUCACCCACGAGUCCCUUCAGCUUGAAACCUUCUCUCAAGCCAAGCGCACCAAAAUUAUGAAAAAAUAUGGGGACAUGAGAAAGGAAAUCGGCUUUAGGAUCCGGGACAUGUGGUAUAACCUAGGUCCCCACAAAAUUAAAUUCAUCCCGUCCAUGGUGGGUCCCAUUCUGGAGGUCACAUUGACCCCUGAAGUAGAGCUUCGCAAAGCCACCAUCCCCAUUUUCUUUGAUAUGAUGCAGUGUGAGUUCAAUUUCAGUGGAAAUGGCAAUUUCCAUAUGUUUGAGAAUGAGCUGAUCACAAGGCUGGACCAAGAGGUGGAAGGGGGCAAAGGAGAUGAGCAGUACAAGGUCCUUCUCGAAAAGCUGCUCCUAGAACAUUUCCGGAAACAUAAAUACCUCUCCAGCUCAGGAGAAUCAUUCGCGCUCCUGGUCAGCAGCCUCCUCGAGAACCUCUUGGACUACAGGACCAUCGUCAUGCAUGAUGAGAGCAAGGAAAACCGGAUGAGCUGCACUGUCAAUGUGCUGAAUUUUUAUAAAGAAAAGAAGAGAGAAGACAUAUACAUAAGAUACUUGUACAAGCUGCGGGAUUUGCACCGAGACUGUGAGAACUACACGGAGGCUGCCUACACGCUGCUCUUACACGCUGAGCUUCUACAGUGGUCUGACAAGCCCUGUGUGCCCCACCUCCUUCAGAGGGACAGCUACUAUGUGUAUACCCAGCAGGAGCUGAAGGAGAAGCUGUACCAGGAAAUCAUAUCCUAUUUUGACAAAGGCAAAAUGUGGGAGAAGGCAAUCAAGCUGAGCAAAGAGCUGGCGGAGACAUAUGAGAGCAAAGUGUUUGACUACGAGGGCCUUGGCAACCUCCUGAAAAAAAGAGCCUCGUUCUAUGAGAACAUCAUUAAGGCCAUGAGGCCGCAGCCCGAAUACUUUGCUGUGGGAUACUACGGACAGGGCUUCCCUUCUUUCCUACGGAACAAAGUCUUCAUCUACCGGGGGAAGGAGUAUGAGAGGCUAGAAGACUUCAGCCUGAGGUUGCUGACCCAGUUCCCCAAUGCCGAGAAGAUGACCAUCACCACACCCCCGGGAGAGGAAAUCAAGUGCUCCCCGAAGCAGUACAUGCAGUGUUUCACCGUCAAGCCAGUGAUGAGCCUGCCGCCCAACUACAAGGAUAAACCGGUUCCGGAGCAGAUCUUAAACUACUACAGAGCCAACGAAGUGCAGCAGUUCCAAUAUUCGCGGCCAUUCCGGAAAGGAGAAAAGGAUCCGGACAACGAAUUUGCUACGAUGUGGAUUGAAAGGACCACGUAUACGACUGGGUACACCUUUCCUGGGAUCCUCAAGUGGUUUGAAGUCAGGCAGAUUUCAACAGAGGAAAUCAGUCCUCUGGAGAAUGCCAUCGAAACCAUGGAACUCACCAAUGAGAAGAUCAGCAACUGUGUUCAGCAGCAUGCCUGGGACCGGUCCCUCUCUGUGCAUCCUCUCUCCAUGCUGCUCAAUGGCAUCGUAGAUCCGGCCGUCAUGGGGGGAUACUCCAACUAUGAAAAGGCUUUUUUUACAGAAAAGUACUUGCAGGAGCAUCCUGAAGACCAGGAGAAGAUCGAGCUGCUGAAGAGACUGAUAGCGUUACAGAUGCCCCUGCUGACAGAGGGGAUCCGCAUCCAUGGGGAGAAGCUGACGGAGCAGCUCAAGCCGCUGCACAACCGUUUGUCCUCUUGCUUCCGGGAACUCAAGGAGAAAGUGGAAAAGCUCUAUGGGGUUAUCACACUGCCACCCAACCUGACCGAGAGGAAGCAGAGCCGCACGGGGUCCAUUGUGCUGCCCUACAUCAUGUCGUCUACGCUGCGGAGAUUGUCCAUCACCUCGGUGACGUCCUCUGUGAUUUCCACCUCUUCUAACUCGUCCGAUAAUGCUUCCUCCAGGCCAGGAUCUGAUGGGUCGGUCCUGGAGCCACUUGUGGAGCGCAGGGCCUCGUCAGGUGCCCGAGUGGAAGAUGUGCCCCUCAAAGAGGACAAUGAGAACCGGAUCAGCAAGUCCAAGAGAAAAGAAUGGAGCCUGAGCAAGUCCCAGGUCAUUGCAGAGAAAGCGCCAGAGCCUGAUCUGAUGAGUCCAUCCAGAAAAGCACAAAGGCCAAAGAGUCUCCAGCUGUUGGACAAUCGGCUGACACCGUUUCAUGGUUCUUCACCUCCUCCGUCAACACCCUUGAGCCCGCCUCCCCUCACUCCUAAAGCUACGAGGACCCUAAGCUCCCCAUCUUUGCAGACAGAUGCGCUGGUGACUGCUACUUUGCCUCCUCCCCCUCCCCCCAAAAGCAGCCAGAGGAACUCCUCGGAGGUUGCUCCCCCACUGCCCAUGCGAAGAGAAGCCAAAGUCCCACCCCCACCACCUCCCAAAGCUCGGAAAUCCGGCGUCCUUUCUUCUGAGCCUGGACCCCAGUGAAGACCGUGUCCUCUGAAACACAGAGCGCCUUGGACAGCUGAGGCCGUGUCCUCCCGGAGCCGGGCCCCUGCUGACUGCCUUUCCUGUUCUGGGAGGAGGCUCACCAGCUCAUAACGUUUAGUUCUUUCCUACCUUCUGUCCGAUCGUGCCUGAGGCCAUGCGACAGUUUUAAUCCACGUGGAAUUCCACAAUUGACCUGUCCUGUGCAUUUCUCAAGAGAGCGAGCUCCCUCCCCAUCAUUAAAUUUCAGCCUCAGCGCAGAGCCAGCGGGACCUGCUAAAGCCUGGAAAAGUCCUGUGGUGGCUGGAGCGACCCCAGGAACCCACUCCUUGGACGCAUUUCUUGCUCUGCUGCUGCUGAACAGUUGUGCUUGUGGCGUAGUUUUCUCACGUGGACGUCUGCCACCCCAUAUAACCUAUUGGGAGAGACUGAUAUCAAGUACUUUGAAAUAAUUAUAACUUUCUAUGUCUACUAUGUCUUUUUUGAGGAAAAGAACAUCUUUUUUAAUGAAGACUGGAUCCUCUCAAGUAUGAAUGGCUGUCAUUAUUGACAAACCAUGGACUCUCGUGAGCCCCAAGCUCCUGUCUCCCUCACCCGCGCCCACUUGUGUAACAGGGAAGCUGUCCGCGGCCCUCGGGGGUCCUCCCCACUCCCCACUGGUGGCCCUCACUGCACAGCAGUGGUGCCUUCCUACUGUGACUCCUUCAAAAUUCUUUCUUUUGCACAAACAGUUUCUUGUCCUGUUAGCUCUUCUGAGCUCAAAUCACUGGAUAUAAGGGACUUAGAAGCCCGGGUUCAACAGUUUCUCUUCCAGCCCCCGUUUGGAUGGCUCGGCAGCCCCUCUCUGCAGCCUGAUUUUACCCUGGAGAAUACAGUGCAAUACCGCCUUUUGAUUAUUUAUUCCUCUUGAUUGUGGAUUUAAUUUGAUUAUGUGUUUAUGGUACUAAUGUGAUUUAGGUGAUCAAAUAUCGCCUACACACACAUCAACAGCCACACAAAAUUAAAGAUGUUUUGAGAUA
Myotis brandtii (Brandt's bat) is the source of this 6642-nucleotide messenger RNA. It is a transcript of the gene DOCK5, whose product is annotated as dedicator of cytokinesis 5. The record is from RefSeq and is a predicted model, not a curated record. The coding region runs from base 41 to 5623 and encodes 1860 amino acids. Gene Ontology annotation, molecular function: guanyl-nucleotide exchange factor activity; small GTPase binding; GTPase activator activity. Gene Ontology annotation, biological process: cell migration; small GTPase-mediated signal transduction. The transcript has 51 exons. Lineage: Eukaryota; Metazoa; Chordata; Mammalia; Chiroptera; Vespertilionidae. Gene Ontology annotation, cellular component: plasma membrane; cytoplasm.